Messenger RNA from Polyodon spathula (Mississippi paddlefish), 3553 nucleotides. RefSeq names its product putative E3 ubiquitin-protein ligase UNKL. Gene Ontology annotation, molecular function: metal ion binding. NCBI's taxonomy places the organism in Eukaryota, Metazoa, Chordata, Actinopteri, Acipenseriformes, Polyodontidae. The record is from RefSeq and is a predicted model, not a curated record. The coding region runs from base 130 to 2565 and encodes 811 amino acids. The transcript is spliced from 17 exons.
UCAAAGUCAGGGGCACGGCGUGCUGUUUGUUUAUCCCGCCAGUUGCCCGUGCUGCUCUGCUGUGGCGUACGAGAGGACGGGGAGCUGAGCGGGCCUUCGCGCAGGCGCUUUUUACUGUUGUGACUAAAAAUGCCGUCGGUUUCGAAAACGGCGGCGAGCGCUUCUGCCCAAACAGAGAAACCAGCACACUACACCUAUCUAAAGGAAUUUCGGACGGAGCAGUGCCCGCUGUUCUUGCAACACAAGUGCACCCAGCACAGACCCUACACUUGUUUUCAAUGGCAUUUCCUGAACCAGAGGAGACGCAGACCGAUCAGGAGGCGAGAUGGGACCUUUAACUACAGCCCAGACGUGUAUUGUACAAAAUACGACGAAACAACAGGAAUCUGCCCGGACGGAGACGACUGCCCCUAUCUGCAUCGAACAACAGGUGACACGGAACGAAAGUAUCAUUUGCGCUAUUACAAGACUGGCACUUGUAUCCACGAAACAGAUGCCCGGGGGCACUGUGUAAAGAACGGGCUCCACUGUGCCUUUGCUCAUGGCCCACAUGAUCUUAGACCUCCAGUAUACGAUAUAAGAGAGCUGCAGGCGCAGGAGGCUCUGCAGAACGGGCAGCUUGGAGCUGGGGAGGGGAUUCCAGACCUGCAGCCGGGGGUGCUGGCCAGCCAAGCAAUGAUUGAGAAAACCCUCAGCGAGGACCCCAGGUGGCAGGAUACCAACUUUGUGUUGGCAAACUACAAGACGGAGCAAUGCACGAAGCCCCCGCGCCUCUGUCGCCAGGGGUAUGCCUGCCCACACUAUCACAAUAGCCGGGACAGGAGGAGAAAUCCGAGAAAAUUCAAAUACAGAUCGACGCCGUGUCCUAAUGUAAAGCAUGGGGAUGAGUGGGGAGAGCCCUCCAAGUGCGACAGUGGAGAUCAGUGUCAGUAUUGCCACUCGCGCACCGAACAGCAGUUCCACCCCGAGAUUUACAAGUCCACAAAAUGCAAUGACAUGCGCCAAACAGGAUAUUGCCCACGUGGUCCCUUCUGUGCCUUUGCACAUGUGGAAAGAAUCCCGUCCACGGAAGAGACCAUGAGUUCGUUGCUCACUGUGAUACAUAGUGGAUCCCAGCCCAAGACAGGCUCUCAGCACUAUACAGACAGCACAGUUAACAACUGGGGGAGCAGUGCCGACUGUGUCAGCAGCACUACUAACAAUGGACAAACCGGAAAUGUUUCAUGCUCUAGUAGUCCGACUGUAACAUCAAGCUCAGGAAGCAACAGUUCAUUAUCCCCUAUUGGACCCGUCAGCAGGCCCAAAUGCUUUACUAGUGGUAGCUUAUGUUCAGAGUCCACCACGCCCAAUGUCUCUUCUCCAACGUCUAGCUACCCAAAAGCACCUGGCUUUGAACGCGAGGAUCAGGCGAAGAGUCUGAAGAGUCAUCCACUGGAUGGUAAUCCGAAAAUAAAUGACCAAGAAAAACAGAACCUUAUUAGUGUUUUUUCAGCGGCUAACCCCCUGGCUUCGAGUAUCACUUCCAGUAUUACUUCAAGCCUGGCCUCUAGUAUUGGCUCUGAUAGUUCCUCCCCCACAGCUUUGUCAACGAUGAACGCCAAAGCUACUCCGUUCUACCCAGGUAGCAAUACAGUUGAAUCGGUAAUCGGUAAGUCACUUAACCUAAGACUGAGUGACAUAAAUGUAGCGUUUCUUGAUAAAGAAUUGGAAGAACAAGAAAACGGUGACCUAGGAUUAAGAAACCAGAGGUUAUUGGGAGGCUCCGCCCCAGUGAAUAUCCCCGGCUCUCUUGCUCGUUCCUGUUCUCUGCACUGCUCGUCCUCCCUCUCUGCCUCUCCGCUGAGCUCUCUGUCUCAGUCCCUCUCCCAGUCUCUGCUCUCCUCUGCAAUGGCUCCCCACCAGCAGCAGCCCCAGCCAGCCAAGUCCGAGCUCGGGCUGCUGGGCCCAUCAGCCGGCUCCUCUCAGAACUCCUUAGGUUUGAACGGUGGAACUGGUAGUAUUUGGGAUUUUGGCAGUGGAAGUUUCUCUCCCACUCCAUCGCCUGCAGCUCCGGGCACCAGCACCGCUGAUCUGGCAAGGUUGCAAAAGGAACUAGAUGAGGCUAAAAUGAAAAUGAAGCAGUGGGAGGAUUCAUGGCAACAGGUUAAACAGGCUUGCAACGCCUGGCAAACAGAAGCCCAGGAAGCAAAAGAUCAAGCGAAAUCCGCUGAAGCCGAGAGGCUGCUCGCCUUCCAAAAGAGGGAUGAUGCCAAGCGCAAGCUGAAAAAGCUUCAGGAGGACUUUGAUGCAAUGUGCAGGUCGCCCAGUAUGCCUCUUCUACAGAGUUACGGAGACAUCGACAAAAUCCCUUUACCAAAGCUUCACUCAAUCCAGCGCCAGCUGAGAGCAGACCUGGACUUGGUAGACGGGGUGAUAUACCAGCUUCAGUCAAAGAAAUGUGUAGCAUGCCAAAAGCAUGACCGCCAUGUCGUUCUGCAGCCUUGCCAGCAUUAUGUACUCUGUGAGAACUGCGCACUUAGCAAAACAGAAUGUCCUUUCUGUAACACAAAAAUAAUGAAGUGGUGAGAUAGACACAUUCAAGGUACUAUUUCUGGAUCCAGCCCUUUUAAAGAACUACUAAUAUAUUAUGCUAACAACAGUUUAAAAUAUAGCUUCUUUGUGUGUGUGUGUUUCAGUAUUUCCUAUAGUAAUUCAGUUGAUAGGUAUAUUAGACAGAUUGUAAUGGUGUUUGACUGGUACAGCUGUGGGAAGUUAAUUCCCAUAUUAACAUUUAUAUUUAAAAAUUUUUUUUAAAAAGUAACUUUCGCUUUUUCUCGACAAUCCAAGGCAACUGAACGCUGUUUCCCUGUGAUUUUGCCUUCUCCCUUUAUAACCCUGAUUGAAAGGAGAGCUAGCCAAGGCAUUCCUCGUAUUGGCAUUAGAACAGAUCCCACUUCUAUUAUCUAUAGAAUAUAUAUAUUUUUUGACAGAUUUUUAUAGAUAGGUUAUAAAGUUGUUUUUGCUUCCUGUUACCUAAUCACUUCCUGUUCCAUAGGUCAGUGUCAUGCCAAUUAUCGACUUAAUCAUAACAUGUGACUUGCUGCAUGUUAAGUGAGUGGUUUCCAGGAAGUAAUCUCCAAGGCUGGUUUCAAAGACGUUUAUUAGAACGAAUUGGUGCUAAUUAGGGCUUGUGAAACCAGCCGAUUUUAUUUGAUAGGAAAUUGAUUUUCAAAGCCUUGAUUUCGUCACUGUCGGUACCUGAAUGUAUCAGUCAAACACUCUUUUACUAGUUAUGUGAAGAAGUUUAAUUUCUUGUAAAAGCACUUUUGUAAACUUGGGGAUUUGUUAUAGAUGAUUUAUAGAAUUAGUUUUAAGCUGCUUUGUAGUAUUUUUGUUUUAGUUUUUUUUUUUUUCUAAAUAUGCUACAAUAUGAAGCUUUGGUUGUGUACUGUGAAACUUGAUAGAAUAUUUAAUAUUCAAUUUCUUACUGGUAAAUCAUGGUAUAGUUAAAUAUAUUGUUAAAGAUUUCAUAUUCUUAAAAAAAAAAAACCAAAAAAAAAAAAAAAAAAAAAAC